This is a messenger RNA of Drosophila virilis, 1509 nucleotides long. It is a transcript of the gene Fkbp59, whose product is annotated as FK506-binding protein 59kD. Gene Ontology annotation, molecular function: protein binding; peptidyl-prolyl cis-trans isomerase activity. Lineage: Eukaryota; Metazoa; Arthropoda; Insecta; Diptera; Drosophilidae. The record is from RefSeq and is a predicted model, not a curated record.
UGCUUUUUACGACAAAUUCGCAUGCACAGGUCAGGUUAGUGUCGUUCGGAGAGUCAUAAAUAUAACUAAAAAAAAAUGUCGGAAGAAACAAAGAAACUCGACUUAUCUGGCGAUGGAGGCGUACUCAAGGAAAUACUGAAGGAGGGAACUGGCAACGAGACGCCAAAUAGCGGCUGCAAGGUAUCGCUUCACUAUACCGGCAGACUUGUUGACGGCACGGAAUUCGAUUCCAGCGUGGGUCGCAAUGAGCCAUUUGAAUUUGAAUUGGGCAAAGGACGCGUUAUCAAAGCCUUCGACAUGGGUGUCGCCACAAUGAAGCUGGGCGAGCGCUGUUUCUUGACAUGUGCUCCAAACUACGCUUACGGCGCUGCUGGCAGCCCGCCAAGCAUACCGCCAGACUCGACGCUUAUAUUUGAGCUGGAAAUGCUGGGCUGGAAAGGCGAGGAUCUCAGUCCAAAUCAAGAUGGCAGCAUCGAGCGCACCAUUCUGGAACCAAGCGAUAAAAAGCGGACACCUAGCGAUGGCGCAUUUGUCAAGGCUCACAUUUCUGGAAGCUUCGAUGGUCGCGUGUUCGAAGAACGCGAUGUAGAAUUCGAUUAUGGCGAGGGCAGUGCCAUUGGCAUAGUUGAAGGCCUCGAGCUGGCACUGGAGAAAAUGAAUAUUGGCGAAACAUCCAAAAUCAAAAUACAUUCAAAAUACGCAUUUGGGGCCAAGGGCAACGAGGCCUUUAAGAUACCGCCAAACUCAACUAUUGAGUACACUGUGAAAUUAAUAGACUGCGGCAAGGGCCUGGAGGAAUGGAAGUUGAGCGACAGUGAGCGCGUGGCUGAGGCAAAAGUCUAUAAGGAGAAGGGCACCAACUAUUUUAAAAAGGAUAAUUUCGAGCUAGCCAUUAAAAUGUACAAUAAGUGCAAGAACCUCUUACCCAGCAUAAAGGACAAUACCAGCGACGAGGUUAAGGCCCUGAAAGUGGCCACACACAGCAACAUCGCUCUGUGUCAUCAAAAAUCCAACGAUCACUUCGAGGCCAAGCAAGAGUGUAAUGCUGUGCUGGAAUUGGAUGCCAACAAUGUCAAGGCGCUGUAUCGCCGCGGUCAAUGUAAUCUGAUUAUAAAUGAGCUGGAGGAUGCUUUGGAAGAUUUUCAGAAAGUUAUACAACUGGAGCCUGGCAACAAGGCUGCUGCCAAUCAUAUUGUUAUUUGCAAGCAAAAGAUUAAGCAAAACAAGGACAAGGAGAAGAAGUUAUAUGCGAAUAUGUUCACCAAACUGGCUGCUGGCGACAAAGAGACGGAACCGCCACGCGAAACGGACGUACUGGACAAGUGUGGUGAAUGGUCCGAGGAGGAUGCGAAACGCGAAGCUGAUUUAACUUUAGAGCGCGACAAUAUCAUUAUGAUUUAAUUUAUAUGCACUCAGCUUGCGGCCCAAUGCGCUAUUUAUGAUACAUACCAAUAUUAUUAUUAAUGCUUGUAACCCCAAAUUAUGGAAAUGAAUGGUAAUGAAAAUAAA